AUGGACAACUCAGAAGUCGAUGCUUUGAACAAAGAGAUUCAACUCGAUAAAAUCCAUGAAGAGAAUCCGCAAGAUUCGCGAGAUGAAGUCAACAUCUCGCAUGGUGAUGAAGAGCAGCGAGAGAAAUUGAUACGACUACCCCUAGGAAGAAUAAAAACCAUCAUCAAAAUGGAUCCUGAAGUUUGUUUAGUUAAUCAAGAGGCUACGUUUUUGGUGGCGAAGUCAGUGGAAUUUUUUAUUGAAUCUCUUGCAAAGGAAGCUUAUAAAUAUACUGUACAAGCGAAGAAAAAGACUGUUCAAAAACGUGAUGUAGAAAAUGCCAUUGAUAACGUGGAUGCACUUGUAUUUUUGGAAGGUAUGCUCGAUUAA
This is a messenger RNA of Acromyrmex echinatior (Panamanian leafcutter ant), 369 nucleotides long. It is a transcript of the gene PolE4, whose product is annotated as DNA polymerase epsilon subunit 4. NCBI's taxonomy places the organism in Eukaryota, Metazoa, Arthropoda, Insecta, Hymenoptera, Formicidae. Gene Ontology annotation, molecular function: protein heterodimerization activity. The record is from RefSeq and is a predicted model, not a curated record. Gene Ontology annotation, cellular component: nucleus; epsilon DNA polymerase complex. Gene Ontology annotation, biological process: DNA-templated DNA replication.